UUCUAUGUAAACUGUCAAACUGUCAAGAGUCCAAGACUGUCAACAUUUGCAACAGGAGAAGGUUGAGCGUUCAUCAUCACCAUGGCAACCAAAGCAUUGGUUUUAUUACUGGCAAUCCAGGUCCUAGCUGCGACUCAUUUUGCCAGUGGUGUCAAUGGCCAAGACAGGAUGAAAUGGUUCAGGGCAAUCUUGGCGAAGGUUGACACUUAUUUUAACAGCCAGGAUGCCAAUACCCAAAGCACCGUCUCUCUACCUUGUGAGUUUCUGAAUGCGUAUGCCCUACCCGGCGGAUCAAUAGAUGUCAAGAAAGGAUCGGUGGACAUACGCUGCGAGGUUGGAAAACAACUAAACAUCGAUUCACCCUCGACUAAGUGCACCUAUUUAGGCAUUAGCCCCAGCAAAAAAAGCAAGCGCAGUGCUCGCAGUAACGAAAGGCAAAAACGAGACGGCAACAACAACCAGUUUAGCAGCUCCGAGAUGAGACAGUUGACUGCACGUUUUGGUUCGAAGCUGCCAAAAUGCGUCGAUAUCCCAGGUUACACGGGCUGCUAUGAAAACACGUUCGACUUGGACGCCGUACUGAAUUAUAUGAACUUUGCCUACCACCCGUCCUCUGCCGCUGACUGUGUCCAUUUCUGUGGUAACAAUGGGUUUACUCUUGCUGGAGUUUACCAGCACGACGAAGGCAGUGAUGAAAAGGACCGGUGUAGAUGUGGAACAGGACAGUUCCCAGGAAAUGCUGAGACUUCCAAGAAUUGUGACAGACUUUGUUUGAAAGACAAAAGUCAAAUAUGUGGAGGGAAUAAAGAAUUCGCAGUUUUUGAAGUUGGGCCGUAUAUGGCUGUGUAUGGUCCUAAGACCACACCAACCACAGAACAACCAACAACCAGGAGUACCACGGAGAAACUGCUUACAACCACCACCCCUGAACCCACCACAACCAGUUCAACCACCACAACCCCUGAACCCACCACAACCAGUUCAACCACCACAACCCCUGAACCCACCACAACCACCGUUACAACCACAGCCAAGACAACCACUGAGAAACUGGUUACUCCCGAUCCCUCCAAUGUCACAAACACAACGCCACCUCCAAAGGAUACUCAAUAA
Molecule: messenger RNA, 1113 nt
Organism: Lingula anatina
Lineage: Eukaryota; Metazoa; Brachiopoda; Lingulata; Lingulida; Lingulidae
Source: RefSeq, a predicted model, not a curated record